UCAUCGAAGUUGUCUUCCAUUAGAGAUUUGGGGCAUGGGCCCGAUCGUUGCUUACAUUCUUGUGGUGCUUCUCUUCCAGAGCUCGACAUCAUCAGCUAUGUUCAGUUUCAUACAAGAAGCCACCGAUCUCUCGAGCUCGGAUUUGUUUAACUAUGACUACAUAAUCGUGGGUGGUGGAACCGCGGGAUCACCCCUUGCCGCGACGCUUUCGAGCAAAUACAAAGUUCUCGUGCUCGAGAGGGGGGGAUCACCGUACGGCAAUCCAAACAUCACCAGGAUCGAAAACUUUGGAGCAAUUCUAUUCGGCGACAGCCCCCAAUCGCCACUCCAGGUCUUCUUCUCCACCGAGGGCGUACGAAACGGGAGAGCUCGAGUUCUUGGAGGAGGAUCCAGUGUAAAUGCCGGGGUUUAUUCUCACGCCGAGCAAUCUUUCAUCACUACUCUGGGUCUCAAUCCUUGCCUGGUGAAUCAGUCCUACCGCUGGGUUGAGAGUGUCGUGGCUUCCAUUCCAGAUCAACUUGGGCCUUACCAGACAGCGUUCCGGCAAUCGCUACUCCAAGCUGGAAUCACACCCGACAACAACGCGACGUAUGAUCACUUGGUUGGAACCAAAACUUCUGGUACCAUAUUCGAUCAUUCGGGAACUCGAAGGCCAGCUUCAGACCUCUUUGUCUAUGCGAAUCCAAGAAACAUCAAAAUUCUCCUCCAUGCCACAGUUCUACGAAUUCUCUUCUUGCAAGGUGUAUCGCCAAAAGCGUAUGGAGUGGAGUUUAAAGACAAGCUUGGGCGUAUCCGGAAAGCUUUUCUUUCCCCCAAGCGAUCCAGCGAGGUAAUUCUUUGCGCAGGUGCGAUUGCAAGUCCACAGCUCCUAAUGCUAAGUGGAAUCGGACCUGGAAGCCAUCUUCAAUCCAAAGGCAUCAAAGUGAUCAAGGAUUUCCCAGAGGUCGGGAAACAUAUGGCAGACAACCCCACAAUCUACUUGUUCGUCCCAUCGCCAUCUUACGUCGAGGUCUCCACGAGUCUAAGCGUCGGGAUCACGUCCUUUGGGAGCUAUAUCGAGGGUGAUAGUGGAGGAACGCUAGCGCCCAACGCGAGCUUCCUUGUUGAGAAGGUCAAUGGCCCAGCUUCCAUGGGCGACCUCUACCUGGCCACCAUAAAUGUGGAUGACAAUCCAGUUGUAAGUUUCAACUAUUUCCAAGAGCCAAGAGAUUUGCAAGUUUGCGUUGCAGGCGUGGAUGCAGUGGAGAAAGCAUUGCUCUCAAACGCUUACAAACCUUUUCGUUAUGAUAAUCAAACUCUCCCCUCCGGAGGAACAGUGAUUUCUCCCAACAGGAGUUAUUCAAGUAUGGGCGCCAUCAACAGCACCCUUGCAGAUUACUGCAAAAGAAACGUCGCAACUUUGUAUCACUAUCACGGUGGCUGCUUGGUAAACAAGGUGGUAGAUUCCAACUUCAAGGUGAUUGGGGUACACAACUUACGUGUGGUGGAUGCUAGCGUUUUAUACAUCUCGCCUGGAACCAAUCCACAAGCCACUCUGAUGAUGCUUGGAAGGUAUGUCGGGAAAAGUAUCGUCGACAAGAUCCCUCCAUGCUAAGAAUAAUUUCAUCUAAACCAUACAUACAUAAAUUGCAAAAGUGUAAAAGAAUCAAAUAGUAUUAUCUCUAGUGAAAAUGCACUAGCAAGUACGUCCCUCAGCCAUGAGCUGUUGGAGACUGCGUUCUGGCUGGGCAACAAGAAACUUCUGCGGUUUGUGGAAUUGGAAAUGAAAAGCGAUGAACCAUUGGAGAGAUGGAUCAGGAGAUAUGGCCUUGCGUGGCCGCUGGAACCGCCAAGACAUGGACCUUGCUUUGGUAAUGUAAUA
Selaginella moellendorffii is the source of this 1861-nucleotide messenger RNA. RefSeq names its product protein HOTHEAD. The record is from RefSeq and is a predicted model, not a curated record. The coding region runs from base 35 to 1594 and encodes 519 amino acids. NCBI's taxonomy places the organism in Eukaryota, Viridiplantae, Streptophyta, Lycopodiopsida, Selaginellales, Selaginellaceae. The transcript is spliced from 4 exons. Gene Ontology annotation, molecular function: flavin adenine dinucleotide binding; oxidoreductase activity, acting on CH-OH group of donors.